Messenger RNA from Daucus carota subsp. sativus, 4598 nucleotides. Its product is annotated as kinesin-like protein KIN-12B. Lineage: Eukaryota; Viridiplantae; Streptophyta; Magnoliopsida; Apiales; Apiaceae. The record is from RefSeq and is a predicted model, not a curated record. Gene Ontology annotation, biological process: microtubule-based movement. Gene Ontology annotation, molecular function: microtubule motor activity; ATP binding; microtubule binding. The coding region runs from base 158 to 4435 and encodes 1425 amino acids. The transcript has 16 exons.
UGUCCGUCAGCUCCAAUACAAUUCAAAAUCAAAACCAACCCAACGGCUACUUUUUCCCCAAUCUCCCUCAUCUACCUCUCUUUCAUCCCUCUCUUUCACCAAACCCUAACACACAGACACUCUCUCUCUUUCUCUCUCUCCCCCUCUCUCUCCUUCAAUGAAGCAUUUUAUGCAGCCGAAGAGCUCGAUCUUGAGAGAGAAUCAAGAUCCGCCUCUCUCUUCUUCAACGAAGAACAGAUCUCAAAGCCGCAAGCAGAAGUUCUCGAAAGAGAACGCUCCGCCGCCCGAUUCCAAUUCGAUAUCCGACUCUUCCUUUUCUCCAGCCGUCGAUGCCGGUAAAUUGUCUCCGGCCACUGCCAAACUGAAGUCGCCGCUCCCUCCGAGGCCUCCGAAGAACUUGAAGAAGCUUAAUUUGGAUAAUGUUGCCGAUAAUGGAGGAAACAUCGGUGGUUCUGAUUCUGGAGUUCAGGUCAUAGUUCGAAUGCGACCACCAAAUAUGGAUGAAGAGGAAGGAGAGAUGAUAGUUCAGAAAAACUCAGCAGAUUCUCUAUCAGUUGUUGGUCAGACAUUUACAUUUGACUCGGUUGCUGAUUUUAAUUCAACACAGAUGGAUGUAUUCCAACUUGUGGGAGCUCCUCUUGUGGAGAACUGUCUUGCUGGAUUUAAUAGUUCGGUGUUUGCAUACGGACAGACUGGGAGUGGAAAGACCUAUACUAUAUGGGGACCAUCCAAUGCAUUGUUGGAAGAAAAUCUAUCAAGUGAUCAACAAGGAUUGACACCCCGCGUUUUUGAACGGCUUUUUUCCCGCAUAGAUGAGGAGCAAGCUAAGCAUACUGACAAACAACUUCGUUAUCAGUGCCGCUGUUCUUUCCUAGAGAUAUAUAAUGAACAAAUCACUGAUUUGUUGGACCCAACUCAAAGGAACCUCCAGAUUAGAGAAGAUGUAAAAACUGGCGUAUAUGUAGAGAAUCUAAGGGAGGAGUGUGUUAGCACGAUGAAGGAUGUGACCAAACUGUUGAUGAAGGGCUUGUCAAACAGAAGGAUUGGCGCAACAAGCAUAAACACUGAAAGCUCCCGCUCACACAGUGUCUUCACUUGUGUUGUUGAGUCACGUUGCAAGGGUGUUGCAGAUGGCUUGAGCUGUUUCAAGUCAAGUAGAAUAAAUCUUGUUGAUCUUGCCGGGUCAGAAAGACAAAAGCUAACAGGGGCAGCUGGAGAUCGUUUGAAGGAAGCAGGGAAUAUUAAUCGGUCACUUUCCCAGCUAGGGAACUUGAUAAACAUCUUGGCUGAAGUUUCUCAAACUGGAAAGCAGAGGCAUAUACCUUACAGGGAUUCAAAGCUGACAUUUUUGUUGCAGGAAUCCCUUGGAGGAAACGCGAAAUUAGCAAUGGUUUGUGCCAUAUCUCCAGCUCAGAGCUGUAAAAGUGAGACACUUGGUACACUGAGAUUUGCCCAACGUGCAAAGGCAGUCAAGAAUAAGGCAGUUGUUAAUGAGGAAAUGCAGGAUGACGUAAAUGUCUUGCGAGAAGUAAUACGACAGCUUAAGGAUGAACUUUUUCGAGUGAAGCAAAUGGGAAACUGUAUGGAACCAAAUGGAGGCUAUUCAACAGGGUGGAUUGCUCGAAGGAGCUUAAAUAAUCUGAAAUUUAGCCUCAACCGUCCUAUGACGUUACCACAUAUUGAUGAUGAAGGUGAUGAAGAGAUGGAAAUUGUUGAACAAGCCGAGCAAAUUGGUUUGCUGCUAGCAGGAAUUGAAGGAAAUAAGAGCACUGAUGGAAAGAAACUUGAAAUGGUACAGUCAGCAGAUUCAAAACAGUUGAACUCUACAGAAGGACAUCAAAAUGCAUCUCAAAGGAUGUCGAUAACAGGAAGGGACUCCAUUGAGGAAAGUGAACUGGAAACGAAAUCUAAGAAGGAUAUCGAGGAAUCUGAGCAAUUUAUAGAACCGUGUGGUUCUGAAUGUACUGGUGCAAAUAUGGAAGACCAAGUUAACAUUGUUGAUAGGCAUGAAACUAUGUCUGUAACCUUUGGAGAAUUGGAAUUACAUGGUUCAAUAGUUUCUGAAGCACAGCUUAACACUGAUAAGACUUCUAAAGAAAAUUUGACCAGAUCAUCUCAAAAGAGUGAGAUAAUCUUUCCACGUCAGCGUGAUGCUCUUCAUAAUUCUGACACUGUUAGUGAAAUGAUAGAUGAAGAAAGCUCAAGAAAUUCAGUGAUGGAUAUACUCAGUCGUUCCCUGAGGCAAUUAUCUGCAGAUGAUGUGAUAGACACCAUACCAAAGCAUUCAUUUAGCUCAGAUGAUCGUUCAAAUCCUUCUGAUCUCAACGUAGUGACGUGUGUCUCAGAUGACAAUGCAAAUCCUUCUGAUAAAAACACAGUGACAUGUGAGGUAUCCCCAGUUCUCGACUCUGUUUCUCCAACUGUUCCACCUAGACAAGAUUCUGCAGAUGUUGCAGCUGAUGUCAGAGCGCAUGACUCUGCAAAUCGAUCUGAUCUCAGCAUCGUGCCAUGUGACCCAUUGCCUGUUUUAAAGUCUCCGACUCCAACAGUUUCUCCAACAACAACUUGUAACAGCAGCCAGAAAUUCUCUAGAUCCUCGUCAGGCACAUCCAUUUCACAGAAAGAUCUUAGAGACAGCAGCCUGACCCCGGAGACUAUACGCCUAUCAUUUGCUAAGCCCUCAAAAAGUAAAUGUUUCAAUGCGCAGACCAGUCGAAUAGGUAAAUCAGUUAACCAACCAAGUGAACAACUGGCUGCUAGCCUCCAGCGUGGUCUUGAUAUUCUUGAUAAUAAUCGCCAGAGUUCAGGUUUGAGGCGGUCAUCGUUUAGGUUUUCUUACAGGCCCGGUGAUAUUAAACCACUUUUAGCUCACAAAGUUGAUGUGGGUGUCCAAGCUAUUAGUCAUGAUGAUGAAACUGCAGACACAGAUCCGGUGAACUUUUUGUGCAGUAAAUGCAAGAGUAGGGAUUCAGAAGAAGUUUCUGAAGAUGCUACCGAGAAUUCAAAUCUGCAGUUAGUUACUGUUGAAGAUUGGUCACAGUCUGCUGAAAAGUCAAUGAAGCAACUUCCAAAAGCAGUAGAAAAAGUGUUGGCAGGAGCUUUCAGGAGAGAGAUGGCACUAGAGGAAUAUUGUGCUAAGCAAUCUUCAGAAAUUACGCAGCUUAAUCGUCUGGUCCAACAAUUUAAACAUGAGAGGGAAUGCAAUGCUAUAAUUGGGCAAACACGUGAAGAUAAAAUUGGUCGACUUGAAAGCCUGAUGGAUGGCAUUUUGUCUACUGAAGAUUUUCUUGAAGAUGAACUACUAUCAUUGAAAGAUGAGAAUAAGAUUUUAAAGGACAAAUAUGAAAACCAUCCAGAACUAUUGAGCAUAAAGAUUGAGUUACAAAGAGUUAGAGAUGAGCUGGAACGUUACCAGAACUUUCAUGAUAUGGGUGAAAGGGAUGUGUUGGUUGAGGAAAUUCAAGAUUUAAGAACUCAACUUAAAUAUUAUACAGAAACUUCACAAAACCUAGGUAUGAAAAGAAGUUCUGUCAUAAAGUUACACCAUUCACGUGAGCCUAGUAUAGGUCCAUCAUUGUGCUCCAUUCCUGAGUCUGCUGACGAGAGUGCUGAAAAGAAAUUAGAAACAGAGCGGAUGCACUGGACAGAGGCAGAGAGCAAGUGGAUAUCUCUUGCAGAAGAACUUAGAGUCGAACUUGAAGCAAAUCGCGUGCUUGCUGAAAAGCAAAAAGAAGAAUUGAACAUAGAAAAGAAAUGCUCGGAAGAGCUAAAGGUGUCGAUGCAGAUGGCAAUGGAGGGUCAUGCCCGCAUGAUUGAACAAUAUGCAGAUCUUCAGGAGAAACAUAUUCAAUUGCUUGACAGACACAGGAGAAUUCGGGAUGGAAUAGACGAUGUCAAGAAAGCAGCUUCCAGAGCUGGAGUAAGGGGUGCCGAAUCUAAGUUCAUAAACGCCCUUGCUGCAGAAAUAUCUGCACUAAAAGUUGAAAGAGAAAAAGAAAGAAGGUAUCUUAUGGAUGAGAACAGAGGACUUCAGGCACAGUUAAGGGAUACUGCUGAAGCUGUACAAGCUGCUGGUGAGCUACUUGUCCGGCUCAAAGAAGCAGAAGAAGCCAUUGCCACUGCCCAGAAUCAAGCUGCAGAAGCUGAGCUAGAAACCGAGAAGGCUUACAAGCAAAUCGAUAAAUUGAAAAGGAAGCAUGAGAAAGAUAUUAGUGCGUGGAAACAGUUACUUGCUGAAUCCAGGCUUCCUAAAGAAGCCAUUGAACCAGUUUAUGAUGACUGCAACACGGCAAAAUAUGAUGUUGUGGAACUAGAUCCUACUACAGCCGACCAACAUUGGAGAGAUGAGUUCAAGCCAUUCUAUAAUUCUGAAGAUGAGUCGAGUAGAUUGGCAGAACCCUCAUGGUUCUCUGGGUAUGACCGGUGCAAUGUAUAGAUAUGUAGAAUUGAAUUUUAGGGAAAAGCAUAUGUUUUAAAACUAUAUUGUGCUGAAUAUCUUCUAUUCAAACAUGUUCAUCGCUUAUAUUUUGAAAUAAUGAUUUAAGAACAUCACAUUUGUUGUUUAUUAAAAGGACGUCCAAGAAAUUUUAAAUUGAGCA